This is a messenger RNA of Drosophila hydei, 1399 nucleotides long. RefSeq names its product actin, indirect flight muscle. Gene Ontology annotation, biological process: mitotic cytokinesis. NCBI's taxonomy places the organism in Eukaryota, Metazoa, Arthropoda, Insecta, Diptera, Drosophilidae. The transcript is spliced from 3 exons. The record is from RefSeq and is a predicted model, not a curated record. Bases 114 to 1244 code for a protein of 376 amino acids.
UUGACCAGCCGCGUGCCAUUUGUUGUUGAGUCUAGGAGCCAACAAGAAUCGAACGUGCGAUUUUAAUUUUCAUCAACUCCUUUCGUUGGCCUAAAAGAUAAACAACUGUCAAAAUGUGUGACGAUGAUGCGGGUGCAUUGGUUAUCGACAACGGUUCGGGCAUGUGCAAAGCCGGCUUCGCUGGUGAUGACGCCCCCCGUGCUGUGUUCCCCUCGAUUGUGGGUCGUCCACGCCACCAGGGUGUGAUGGUGGGCAUGGGUCAGAAGGAUUCGUACGUGGGUGAUGAGGCUCAGAGCAAGCGUGGUAUUCUCACGCUCAAAUAUCCCAUUGAGCACGGCAUUAUUACCAACUGGGAUGAUAUGGAGAAGAUCUGGCAUCAUACCUUCUACAAUGAGUUGCGCGUGGCCCCCGAGGAGCAUCCAGUAUUAUUGACAGAGGCCCCACUGAACCCCAAGGCCAAUCGCGAGAAGAUGACUCAGAUUAUGUUCGAGACUUUCAAUUCGCCAGCCAUGUACGUUGCCAUCCAGGCUGUGCUCUCCCUGUACGCUUCCGGUCGUACCACUGGUAUUGUGUUGGACUCCGGUGAUGGUGUCUCCCACACUGUGCCCAUCUAUGAGGGCUUCGCCCUGCCCCAUGCCAUCCUGCGUCUGGACUUGGCCGGUCGCGACUUGACCGACUAUCUGAUGAAGAUCCUGACUGAGCGUGGCUACUCAUUCACCACCACUGCCGAGCGUGAAAUCGUGCGUGACAUCAAGGAGAAGCUGUGCUAUGUGGCUCUGGACUUUGAGCAGGAAAUGGCCACCGCUGCCGCCUCCACCUCGCUGGAGAAGUCGUACGAGUUGCCCGAUGGUCAGGUCAUUACCAUUGGCAAUGAGCGUUUCCGUUGCCCCGAGGCUCUGUUCCAGCCCUCGUUCUUGGGCAUGGAGUCGUCUGGUAUUCAUGAGACUGUCUACAACUCGAUCAUGAAGUGCGAUGUCGAUAUCCGUAAGGAUCUGUAUGCCAACUCUGUCCUGUCCGGCGGUACUACCAUGUAUCCAGGUAUUGCUGAUCGUAUGCAAAAGGAGAUCACCGCUCUGGCCCCAUCGACCAUCAAGAUCAAGAUCAUUGCGCCACCUGAGAGAAAGUACUCCGUCUGGAUUGGUGGCUCCAUCUUGGCAUCGCUGUCCACCUUCCAGCAGAUGUGGAUCUCCAAGCAGGAGUACGAUGAGUCUGGUCCCGGCAUUGUGCACCGCAAGUGCUUUUAAAUCUUUCCCGCGUUGCGAAAGAUCAACAAAGACAACAACCAGGCUAGCAAAGUCACAAACCAGCACCAACAUCAACACCAACACCAACACCAACAUCAGCGAGCUUUUCACCAACGCCAGCCCGCUGCUCAUUAGGCCAAACCAGCAUAGAAGAA